This is a messenger RNA of Jaculus jaculus (lesser Egyptian jerboa), 885 nucleotides long. It is a transcript of the gene Agr2, whose product is annotated as anterior gradient 2, protein disulphide isomerase family member. Gene Ontology annotation, molecular function: dystroglycan binding. The coding region runs from base 116 to 643 and encodes 175 amino acids. The transcript is spliced from 8 exons. Gene Ontology annotation, cellular component: endoplasmic reticulum. The record is from RefSeq and is a predicted model, not a curated record. Lineage: Eukaryota; Metazoa; Chordata; Mammalia; Rodentia; Dipodidae.
CUCGGCUGCAUAAAUAGAGGCUCAGGGUUGCUCUGGCACACUCAGACCUCAGACGCCUGGACUGCACCCGGGGCAGCUCGCACGGAGCAGGUGGGUGGGAAGAGCCAGAUUCGCCAUGGAGAAAAUUUCAGUGUCAGCCUUCUUACUCCUUGUGGCCCUGUCCUACACCCUGGCCAAAGACACCACAGUCAAGUCUGGAGCCAAAAAGGACACAAAGGAAUCUCGACCCAAACUGCCCCAGACCCUCUCCAGAGGUUGGGGUGACCAACUCAUCUGGACUCAGACUUAUGAAGAAGCCUUGUACAAAUCCAAAUCAAGCAACAAACCCUUAAUGAUUAUUCACCACUUGGAUGAGUGUCCACACAGUCAAGCUUUAAAGAAGGUGUUUGCUGAAAAUAAAGAAAUCCAGAAAUUGGCAGAUCAGUUUGUUCUCCUCAAUCUAGUUUAUGAAACAACUGACAAGCAUCUUUCUCCCGAUGGCCAGUAUGUCCCCAGAAUCUUGUUUGUGGACCCAUCCCUGACUGUCAGAGCCGACAUCACGGGAAGAUACUCAAACCGUCUCUAUGCUUACGAACCUUCAGACACAGCUCUGCUGUUGGACAACAUGAAGAAAGCUCUGAAGCUGCUGAAGACAGAAUUGUAGAGGAAGAACAAACCCCGCAAGCUCUUCACUUGGUCUUGGGCCUGAGGCUGGGAACCAGAGCCUAGACCAGAGGAAGGAGAGGCCCUGUGCAGAUGCUGGUUAGAUUAGGGUUUCAUGUUGUAACAGCUAUGUUGGCUUUUUUAAUAUAUGGUUUCAAGCAUACAUGUGUGAACACAAUAUUGUUACCUGCUAUAGUAAGGCAUGGAUUUUCUAAAAAAUAAAUCCUUUUGUGGACACUCGAA